AGUAAAAUAACAAUUUACAACGAGAAAGAGCCCACCUUUGAUGCUCGACGAAUGCUCUCUUCCAAGAACGACCGCCGCAGCCUGGUCGUGCAGUACCAUAUUUUAAUUCGAAAUCCGUAAAUACUUAUUUUGUUCUGCACGAAAACUACAAGAAGAUGGUGCGCAAGCGGCCGCGGGCGGAGGUGCAUCAGCUCCCGCCCGGUCGCGACACAUGACUUAUCCGGUCCUCCAGACGUCAACUACUGCCUGGUACUCGAGACGACGUGAGUGAGCUUCUAGUUCCAAGUGUGGGUCGUGCUGCAGCUGCAGCAGGCGCAGCUGGAGGGCUAGCUGCUGCCGACGGACGGUAAAGGCAGCCGCACCUGAAGAAGACGACCGGCCGACGUAUGAAUUGCAGCAAACCAAGUAUCGUACUCGACGUACAGCACGUGUAUACUUGCCAUGCCGCAUGACAGAUCUGUUUUUUGUGAUAUCUGAACGCGCAUGAGGACAAUGGGCAUUUUGGUUCUUGAAAAAUAUAUUUCUAAGAAUGCAAUUACAACUACCUAGUGCGAUGCCGGUACUUUUGCAAUGCAUACCUCGGGAGGUCGUGCUGCAACAUGGCAGCCAUCCGUGCCGUGUUGCGGUAUGUCCGAAUGAAUGUGUACCCACACCAUAAUCUGUAAUGCCUUGCUUGGCGAUAGCGAUUCAUCCUUCGGGCAUGACAGUAAAAACUGGCCAGCAUCAUGCACAAGAAUUCGAUUGACGACUCCUACUCCAUUUUUAUUUGGUCUUCCUCGGAGUGGAAGUGAGGCAUAACAUAAGCAAAUCAGGAUUUUUGCUGCAGCUUGAUGUGAUGAUAACGAUGAUCAUGCAGACAGGAGAUGAACCUCUGAGUCUGAUGUUGAAGAUCUUCCUGAGCGUGGGAGGACGGGUCGGGACGAGAGCGAGACACAUGCAGACGUGUCAUCUUGCAACAUCCUCUGUAAAUUCAUGCUUUGCAGCUCCAAGCAACUAACAGCAUUACAUUUCGUGACGAAAAUUUUGGUACGGGUCGCAUUUUCAUACCUAUACCCUGGCUUCCGGACCCACGAAGAGUCGGGUGCCGGGGUCCGAUAUCCUGUGCAAAAGCAUCGUACUCGUAGUAAUCGCGUUUAUGCAUUACAAAUCUCUUGCUCAAGGUGAAUCAGCAUUACAAAUUCAAUAUGUAAUGCUGGGCUAAUUUGUAAUGCAAUUUAUACUAGUGCGAUGCUUUUGCAUUGCAUAUCCGAAGCACCAACGGGGUCCAAAUCUCUCGCCAGCGGGUUCGGGGAAGACAGUACGGGGAGAGGCUCCUUUUUCGAGCACCUACCGAGUUUUCUAUCCAUGACAUUCUUGAUGGUGCGAGUCUUUAUUUUCGUUCAAUCGCAGCAAAUUACGAAAAUUUGCAUUUUCAGUAAAAGCUAUACUAAGUAAUUCACAGACGGGUGAUGACCACAACACAAUUUUUUGUCAUAACUUUUACUUUUCUCAUAACUUUUACUUUUCUUGAUGAGGAUUUGCUGCACCGGCAUGGCCGACAUCAAAGAUUUGCGAUGCAUAACCCGUCGACGUGGAUGAGGAAGCCGGAUUGCAGCGGGCGCUGUCGUAUACUCAUUGUUCCUUACCAAUUUUCUCGAAUAACGAAGCGCUUUCAUUUUCUCGAAGUAGCAUGGUAUGCUGCACCUUUUUUUAGUAAAAAAUUGCAUCUCGUACAACAUUCACGCAUAGAUGCCCUUUUUCGCAUGAUAUAAUACAACAAAACGCGAUCAUGUCAUCGCGGAAUGAUUUAAUAUUGACUGUGUAAUAGUUUUGGCUUAUUGAUACUGAAAAAGACAAAAACAAUUAUUAAAAAAAACAAACAGCCGCUCUUCGGACUCCUGUAUCACCGAUGAAACAGAAAAUGUGUGUACUGCUGCAAAAAAACUGCUGCGAGCUGCGGAGGCUAGGCCGUACACCGACUUUCGAAGAACAAGAAAAGAAAUAAUGAGCUUCGAACUGGCAGAGGACUUUGUCUUUACCUGAUGACUACAUGCUUAUGUGUACAAGGAUCUACUUCUUCAGAGAGCGGUUUAUUCUCUAUGCAGUGUUGUAUACACCCGUUUCAUGUAGUCCCCUCCAUACCUCUACUCAAGACCCACGAUGUGUACCCAUGGAUAAUACGGCCGAAGGAUAAACGGAAGGUAGCGUGGGACAUGGUGAUCGCCGCCAACAUUAUUUGGACGGUCUCCCUGUCGCCCUACAUAUCCACGGCAAGUUGUUCCCCGUACUCGUACAAAAGAAAUGCAGUGGCUUUUCUGCAUGACAGAACUUGCAUUGAUUGCCAUGCAGCAUGACAAGUUAGUAGUGGCAUCCUCUUAAUAGAAGUUGUUGGCGAGAUGAUUUGUCAUGCAUUUUCUACAUGUGCGGGAAAUUUGUAUUGCAUACAACAGAAUAGGAUUCAACGUGCCAGCCGAGUAUCCUGAGUAAAAACGUACCCACACCAGAGUUGUAAUGCAGAUUUGCAAAGACAGGAAGACUUGUAAUGCGCACCCCCAUGAGAGCCGUUUCCAAUCGUGUUUUGGAAUUUGUGAUGCUGUGAACAGGAUGAGCAGAUGAAUCUGUGACGCGGCUGCACUUGCUAACCUGCACUACACUGCAUAGUGCAACUUGUCAUGUGUGACUCACAAAACUCCUCGGCUUGUGUUGCAAAAUCCUCAUCCUGACUCUGGUGUGGGUACGUUUUUACUCAGGAUACCGAGGGCGGAAUGUUUAUCUUGGACUGGAUCGUGGACUUUUUUUUCUACAUCGACGUCAUUCUCAAUUUCCGGACGGGUUACUACGCUACGCCUAACAGACUUGCCAUAUUUACCACCACAAAUCGAUUUGUGAGGCACAAGAUGAACAAGAUGAUUAUGACAUGCAUGGGCGCACGGCGGGGAGAAGAAUGAUUAUAUGAAUAUUAGGGUUUUAUUCCGCACGAUGUACCAGGUUCGAACUGAGUCAUAAAUUGACUUCGAGCAUACUUGCGGAAAACAAGAAUCCGUACUUGCAUCAUCAGUGCAAUUGAGCUAUGUGUCUUGCAAAUCAGGGGGACAUAAGGCGAUCUCUUGACUCGUAUAAAAGAGGAGGAUGUCCUCUAUGGGGUUCUCAGACGUUACAUUCUCAAGUGUUACAUGAAUUUGCCAUACAAAAGCACCAUCAUCAUCCUCACGAUCUUCAAGCUGCUCCGCAUGACAGAUUUGCGAAGGGCUAAGCCGCACCUAAAUCUGUGCAGAAUUUGUAAUGCUACAGGUGCAACCUUCCCCCUUUCACUUUUCCCAUUCUUGCAUCACAAGUUCAUGUAACAGUUGAGAAUGUAACAUGUGAGAAUGCCAUAUCCUCGUGCUCAGUCCAAGACGAAUCGCAAACAACUAUUUGCGAGGAUGGUAUAGUAUACAUGAUAGGAUGGAAAUGACAUUUUGUGUUGUCAUGCAGAUUUUCAUUUCUUUUUUUGUAUUUUGUUCCAGAGACGCGGACAAGCCUGCAAAAGCAGGACUGAACUUAAUCAACUUUAAAAACCACGCCAGGUUCACCCUCGAUUUCGUCUCUUCUUUCCCUUUCGACACCAUUCUGCCCCUAUCCCGUGCAAAAGCAUCGUACUCGUAUAAAUCAAGUCUUGCAUUACAAAUUUUUAUCUCAAAGUAAAUCAGCAUGACAAAUUUUAUUUCUCAUGCUGGGGAAAUUUGUCAUGCAUUUCUACGAGUACGAUACUUUUGCAGUUCAUAGCCCCUCAUUUUCGACGAUCUAGAAAAGGACGAGGUGCGAAUGCUGCGCAUGCUGCGAAUUUUCCGUAUGGGGUUCUCAACCGUUACAUUCUCAACUGUUACAUGAUUACUAUCUAAACUGCAGCAGCUGGUCAAAAAUGCAGGCGAGGGGUAUGUUCGGGGGUAUGUUCGGGGGUGUGUCAGGGGUAUGCAAAUCCUCCUCAAUCACGAGCGGACUACAAUUUUUUGCCGAAAAGCCAACAGGUGGGGUAUAAACAUACCCCAGACAGACCCCAGACACACCCCAGACAGACCCCCGAACACACCCCAGGCAAAAAGUCCGAACAUACCCCAGACACACCCCGAACACACCCCGGGCAGACUUUCGGACACACCCCGGGCAGACUUUCGGACACACCCCGGGCAGACUUUCGGACACACCCCGGCCAAAAUUUCGGACUUUGUCCCGUGAGGUUUGGACCCGAAGUCCAGUCUGUCACGCGAGACCGUGCGGCCAAGGGGCGAAAGCCCUAGGCCAGCGCGGGGACUCGGUCCCCGCGUCAUGGCCUAGGGGCCAGCUGUGAGCGCUUCCCGGACUGACAGACACCGCGCGGCCAAGGGGCGAAAGCCCUAGGCCAGCGCGGGGACUCGGUCCCCGCGUCAUGGCCUAGGGGCCAGCUGUGGGCGCUUCCCGGACACCGUGCGGCCAAGGGGCGAAAGCCCUAGGCCAGCGCGGGGACUCGGACCCCGCGUCAUGGCCUAGGGGCCAGCUGUGAGCGCUUCCCGGACACCGUGCGGCCAAGGGGCGCAAGCACUUCCUAGGCCGGCGCGGGGACUCGGUCCCCGCGUCAUGGCCUAGGGGCCAGCUGUGAGCGCUUCCCGGACAGACACCGUGCGGCCAAGGGGCGAAAGCCCUAGGCCAGCGCGGGGACUCGGUCCCCGCGUCAUGGCCUAGGGGCCAGCUGUGCCGGAGCGCUUCCCGGGCACCGUGCGGCAAAGGGGCGAAAGCCCUAGGCCAGCGCGGGGACUCGGUCCCCGCGCCAUGGCCUAGGGGCUAGCUUGCAGGCAGCACUUCCCGUGAACCCGUGUGGCCAAGGGGUGAAGGCCCUAGGCCAGCGCGGGGACCCGGUCGGUCCCCGCGUCAUGGCCUAGGGGCCAGCUGUAAGCGCUUCCCGGACACCGCGCGGCCAAGGGCGGGGCGAAGCUAACCCCUAGGGCAGCGCGGGGACUCUGUCCCCGCGCAUGGCCUAGGGGCUAGCUUGCAGCAUUUCCUGUGACCCCGUGCGGCCAAAGGGCGAAGGCCCCCCCUGCCUAGGCCAGCGCGCGCGGGGACUCUGUCCCCGCGCCAUUGCCUAGGGGCGAGCUGUGAGCGCUUCCCGGGCACCGUGCUGCCAAGGGGCGAAAGCCCUAGGCCAGCGCGGGGACUCGGUCCCCGCGCCAUGGCCUAGGGGCCAGCUCGUUGCGAGCGCUCCCCGGCGAAACCGUGCGGCCGACUUAGGGGCGAAAGCUCUAGGCAAGCGCGAGGACUCGGCCCCCGCGUCAUGGCCUAGGGGCCAACUGUGAGCGCUUCCCGGACACCGUGCGGCCAAUGGGCGAAAGCCCUGCCUAGGCCAGCGCGGGGACUCGGUCCCCGCGUCAUGGCCUAGGGACCAGCUGUGCCUGAGCGCUUCCCGGACACCGUGCGGCCAAGGGGUGAAAACCCUAGGCCAGCGCGGGGACUCGCUCCCUGCGCCAUGGCCUAGGGGCUAGCUUGCAGGCAGCACUCCCCGUGAAUCCGUGCGGCCAAGGGGCGAAAGCCCUAGGCCAGCGCGGGGACUCGGUCCCCGCGUCAUGGCUUAAGGGCUAGCUACGAACGCACACUCCGUCCCCGGACAGCACACCGCGCGGCCAAGGAUGGAAGGGGCAGAGAAGGGCCCUAGGGCAGUGCGGGGACUCUGUCGCCGCGUCAUGACCUGGGGGCCGGCUCCAGACCCGGUGGGUGGGCGCGCGCCAGUUUCUUCUUUUCUUUUAUCUUUGCGCGCGGCCGGCUAAUGAGUCUAGUGUAGUGCGCGCAAGCAAGGGGGCCGCGUCCGCAGGCCCGUCGCGGGCCAGUGAACGCAAGGCGCACCGAGAUACCUAGCUGCAGGCGACCUGCCUUCCCAGUGCCACCGCGCAGACAAAUGCCGGAAGGUCGCCGCACGGGGACUCUGUCCCCGUGCUCGGACCUUGUUUGUCAUGCAAAAUGACCAUGACCCGCCAGACGAUCAAGCUGCUUCGCAUGACAAAUUCUCGGAAGGCUAAAUAGCACUGCAAUCCGGAUCAAACCUGUAAUGCAAGACGCGCAAGGUUCUCCGUCUCACCUGUGCUAGUCUUGCAUCACAAAUUCAUGUAACAGUUGAGAAUGUAACGUUUGAGAACGCCAUAUUCCGGCUUUUCCGAUUGGGGAAAUUGAUGAGGAUAUUGAGGACAGAGCAAGUAUGGAACUGUCAGGAUCGAAAUCAACAAAAUUGAAAAAAUAGUUUGUGAUGCAUAUAAUCGAUACCAGUUGGAGCCUCAGUUUUCGAGUGGCGCAUGACAAAUUUCGGGAGCACCAAUGAGAUCCAGUCUCUCAUGCUGUUUGGGCAAAGAAGACUGCUCCUGUCGUGCUACUCUAGCAGCGCACCGCGCUCCCCUAAAAAGGCUUGCAAUUGGUCUCAUUUGCCUACUCCCCAAGACAGGCCUUGCGUGCCCUCCAUUUUAUGCAUUACAAAUUUUUCGAUUUCGUCGAUUUCGAUCCUGACACGCCCAUAGCAAGUGAAGGAUUUUAUCGAGCAGUGGUUUUCUCCCACGGCGUAUCAAAUGCAAACAUGUCUGGGUCUGGAAAGAAUGGGAUUUGUGAUGCUAAUCUUCUAUGCUACAAAAUCCUGUGCUGUUGCAUGAGCAGCAAAAGGUGCUUGGAAUUUUGCCAGCCGAAGUGGGCAUUUCUCAUGCAGGAGAGGCAUGAGCAAGCCUUCGCGAAAGGUGUGAUGCUAGAGCAUGCAUUACAGGCAACGCGGGUAUUAAUGUACAGUUGUGCAUGACAAACUCCCCCAAUUUUCCAGAUCCAGACAUAUUUGCAUUUGAUACGGCGAGAAAUCUGAUUUCCCUCCUUCUCUGGAUCUUCUUCAUUUGCCACCUGUUUAGCUGCAUGUGGUAUAAAAGAUUGUUCUUGCAGAUUUUCAUUUUCUUUAUUGUCAUGCUGAAGCUGCAGAAUGAAAAUAAAUGUGUGCUUGUUCAUCUUUGUCGUGCAGAUGUAGAUAAUAUAGAAUCAACAUUAUCAAGAACAUGCAUCAUAUCAAAAACCAAAAAGGUUCUUCGUCGGUAACGCCGGGUGGUCAUGGUGCGAAGAAAAAGAGCACCCGGACUACCAAUGGGCCCAGUUCGAAGCGGCCUACAUCACUCCAGGGGUCACCUCAAUAGCGAGCGCGCCGUUAUCAAAUGCAAAAAUGUCUGGGUCUGGAAGAGUGCCAGGUUUGUCAUGCAUAUUUUGCAGGACACAUGAUGCCUCUAAUGCAUGGCCUAGCAUCACAGAUUUUGAGAGGGCUUUCUGCUUCUGGUGCGUAUUCCGCAUGAGAUAUGCCCUCUCCGCGUAGCACAAACUGGACCCCUCUGCUGGUCAUGCAAUACAGACUUUUUUGGAAUCCAAGGACAGCAUCACAAGUUGCAAUCUUCCAGACCCAGACAUAUUUGCAUUUGAUAGCCGUCCGGAUGGGACAUUUUGAAAAACGAAGAUUGUCAGUGCCCAAUUUCUAUGAACUGCAAAAGCAUCGUACUCACUAGUUAUAAAUCGCAUGACAAAUUUCCUCAGCAUCAGAAAUGGAAUUUGUAAUGCGGGUUUGCAUUGAAAAAAAGAUUUGUAAUGCUGCAAGGCUGCAAUUACUAAGAGUACGAUACUUUUGCAGUUCAUAACUUCCUUCCUCGGGAAGGACCCCAUGAACAAGCACCCACUGGGGGUAUGCAUUUCAAAUAUCCCUGGAUGUCUGGAAGGAUGCGAACCUGGCAUUGUGAUGCGCAUUUCACAACACGGAGAAAUCCCUCAUGCAUAGGCAGCAAAAGGCGCCCCUGCCCAUUUCCUGUCAUCAAAGUGGGGGAUUUGUCAUGCGUUAGCGCGAAAGUACCCCUAACGAAAAAAUCUCCAACAAAUUGCAAAAGUUUUCAAAAUUUUUUGUCGUCGCUGUUUUGUUACGCGUUGCGAUGGUAUGGGCCGAGAUGGCCAGCAGGUUGGGUCUGUGGCCGGUGUGGGGGAGUUCUGGCCGCGAGGCCUGGUGAGGCCGCAGGCCCGACGCAGCAUAAAACUUGGGGCUGACAGCCCAUCGCCCCAUGGCGUGCGAGACGUUUUAGUGAUAAUUUUGGGCGCGAAAGCGUGUGUGCCUUUUUUCCAAAAUUAAACCAAAAAUAAAUCGCAGGCGGGCCCGUUUUUCGGCGCCCAAAUUUCCGGCGGACCGCAGACGGGCCGCAGACGGACUGCAGACGGGCCACACUUGACCAACAAAAUAAAUUUUCAAAAUUCCCAAAGUCAGGCGAUUCCUUAGGGUUUUUGCAGUCCCGAGUCAAUUCGGGAUAUUUCGUUUGCACAAAAGGGAUUUGUUUUUGCAACAAGCGGAAUUUGGGAAAAAUUUGUUUUUGCACAAAAAAAAUUUGGGAAGACGAUAUGGUUGGGGGGUAAGAUUGGGGGUUGAGAUUUUUUCUUGGCCGGAAGGCAGGGCGCCGUGUUGCGUGAACGCAAUCCAUGUCACGACUGCAGAAUUAGUGCUCUGGGCCCGGAUAGUUGGGCAGCUGCCCGCGCAAGUCGGGCCUACAUUGCGAACGCUUCAACUUGGCAGGCCUCGACAUUCCAGUUGCCCCGGUCAUGGCCGCAGAAAGAGCCAGGUCCUUUUUGGGGGUUUUCGCGACGACAAAAAAAAAACGAAAUUUGUUGGAUUCAGAUUCCUUAGGGCUCCUUUCUGCCCAAUCAUGCGAAUUAAGCAAUGCGGAAGCUUCUCGAAAUCUGUGAUGCUAGGGCUUCCAUGACAGACAUUUUGUGUCAUGCAAAAACAGCGUGACAAAAAUCUGCAUUCUUCCCGACCCAGACAUUUUUGCAUUUGAUAGGGGGAGAUAAAAUGCAACAACGACGUUUCCUGGGUCCGGGCGUUCGAGGUUUACCGCAUGCCAAAUCUCGGGAGGUACCUCACCGCACUGUACUUCGUCACAAAAACGGUUUUAGCGGUGGGAUACGGAGAUUUAUUUCCGACAAACACCUCCGAACGGAUGUUCUGCGUGUUUCUGGAACUGGCCGGUGCGGUGGUCUACGGUUACAUUUUGUCCGGCAUCACAAGGUCUGUCGACGGUCGAGGGCAGGAGAUGUUGAAAUUGAAAAUAGUAAACGAAUGGGGCCAAUUAUGCAAGAAAAAAACUGUGUAAGUGUAAGUCUGUGAUGCAAAAAAUGCAAAACAGUUACACUUGUCAUGCCAGACACAUGAAGUCGUCUUUUUAUGUGUGUUUUCACGUACUAGCAUUGCAUGACAGGCUUUCUCUCUCGUGCAGAGCAAAUUUGUAAUGUUGGCUCUCCAAGAGACCUACACUAACACAGUUUUUUCCCUGGAUACCAAUAUCGGGAGUUUGACAACAUGCUGCGAAAAAGGAUAAAACAGCACUACCAAUACACACUGUCCAGCACGCAUGGGUAUCAGGACUACAUGCUCGUGGAGGGGUUACCAAGACAUCUUAUGGGAAUGUCAGGAUCGAUAUCGACAAAAUCGAAAAAUUUCUAAUGCAUAAAAUGUAGGGCACGCAUUACCUGUGUUGGGGAGCAGGCAAAUAAGACCGAUUACAAGCCUGUUUAGGGGAAGACGAUAUGCUGCUAGAGUAGCAUGACAGGAGCAGUCCUUUUGCUCAAACAGCAUGACAGACUGAAUUUUGUUGCUCCCGAAAUUUGUCAUGCGCCACUUAACAACUGAGGCUCCAACUGGUAUAGAUUUUAUGCAUCACAAAUUCUUUCGAUUUUGUUGAUUUCGAUCCUGACAUUUCCAUACAUCUCAGGAGCGAAAUAAUAGACCGGGUCUGGCCACACUACGUGCAGGCGCUGACACUGUAUUUUGAUGAAUAUUGGUUUCUUGUUGACGAGGUAGUUUUUCUUGUUUCCACGCGUUCAUGAUACUACACCGUGUCAUUCUGUUCUGUUCGUGCCCAGGGUUCUUGUAGGGUUGUACUAUGGCUUUCUUCUGUUUCUGUGCGAAGGAUAAAUGUAAAUCGGUGGAAUCAAUCUACUAACCCACAACAACAGGUCCCUCUUCCCCAUACCAAAAUCCCCGGACGAAGAGCUCAUAGGCUACGACCUAGUCCGGGACCUCAUGGGCUCUUUACGUCCCCAGCAGAUCAUAUCGGGGGAUAUUUUGUGCAAGCAGGACGACUUGCUGGAGGAUAUUUACUUCAUCGUGUCCGGGACUAUGGAGGGAUUGAUGGAUAAAGACGGUUUCGCGAAAGAAGCAGUAAGGGAAUCAAUGGAAUACACCAGAAAUUGGCGAAAAAACGUCUGUAUGAACUGCAAAAGCAUCGUAGUAGUAUGAAUUGCAAUACAAAUUGCCUCAGCAUUUCAUUUAGAAAUGAAAUUUGUAAUGCGGUUUUACCUUGAUAGAAAGAUUUGUAAUGCUGCAAGCCUUGCCCUUGCAUUUAUACAAGUACGAUACUUUUGCAUAGGAUAGUCUCCAACCUAGCGGAGUCUGCUCCGUUUAGCAGUAGUCAAGUGUCCUUCGAAGAGCUGGCGACGAGAUCAGAGGUUUAUUGUUUACGCUUCUUCAUCGAUAUGGUAGUUUCAGUUAUUCCUCCUGCUACUUUGUCCUGCACUUUUUACUAGCUUGGCAUCAAACAGGAGUACAACUGAUGCCAUGUCGUGGUCCCAUAGUAUGGCAUUUAGUUUUGUUGUCACCUAUGUUUGGUGGAAAACAAAAUCCAGGUCCACACUCUGGUUCUCGAUUCUCUCCUCGUCGCGGUCUACGAGAAGUGCGAGUAUUUCCAGACGAGAUUCGACCCAAGAGCCAGCAACGACGCAGACAGGAUUUCCUACUUCACCUACCUGGCGCAGUCCACAUGCGAGCUCAUCGCAAUACCAACGGACGUGGUUUCAGGGACGUAUUUUUCUUUCAUGAUAAGUUCAUGAUGUUCUUUUGUCAUGCGGAGUCAGCUUGUCAUGCAAUUACAAAUCUGCAAUGCAGAAACCUCUUCAACACGACACCACCACAGCUACCGCGAGUACCACCCAGAGCACAUGAAAGCCUCCGCCAGAAGGUGCACCGAACUGGUGCAAAAUUAUCAAGAUGAAACUUUCCCAACACGACGUACAAAUAAUGCGGUGUCUGCAUCACAAAACUUGCCUUCGGUGUCCUGGUCAGCAUGACAAGUUUUACACUCUGAAAAAUUAUACGCGAAAUUUCUCAUGCAUUUUGUACGUGUGCGAGGAGAAAUUUGCAUUGCAUAAAAACCUCGAGAGGUGUAUCGGUUCCGGCGAGUACCCGCACGAAGAGCCGGUAUGAACUGCAAAAGUAUCGUACUCGUAGUAAUUGCAGUCACGCAAGACAAAUUUCAUUUUCAAGCGAAAUCAGCAUGACAAAUUUCGUUUAUCACGCUGAGCUAAUUUGUGUUGCAAAAAUACUACGAGUACGAUACUUUUGCAGUUCAUAACCGGAUCUGCAGAACGAAAUGGUGAAGAGAAGGGCAAUAUGCAUUGCAAAAAAUAUGUCUGGUCGUUCUGGAAACUUGUGAUGCUUCGUGGCGAUGAUUGAGCAUACUCCUGAGUGCAGCUAAGCAUGACCAAUUUUCUGAUGAACACUUCCUAAUGCGUAGCGCGCAUUAGAAACUGCGCUUUUGCAUGACAAGAAAAGGCUUCUUUUUGUUGGUCCUGCAAUACAGAUUUCACAGCAAUCCGAGGCACGCAAUACAGAAUCCACUCUUCCAGACCCAGACCUAUUUCCAAUUGAUACGCGACGAACAAAAUCUUCUACCACGGCUCCGAUUGGCCAAUAUCCGAUCUAGUCCGGAUGGGCAAGUGCGAGAAUUUUUUGCUGAAAUCCAUGGAGGAAAUGGUGUUGCAAACAAUAGACGACUAUCAAAUGCGAAAAUGUCUGGGUCUGGAAACUUGUAAUGCUGUGUUGGGAAAAAUAGUGAAAGCUCUGUAAUGCACAGCCAAGCAUGAGAAAUGUCUGCGCUUAUUUGUGUUGCGUUUUUCGCAUGAGAAACUGCGUUUUUGCAUGACAGGCAAAAGGGUCUCUUCUUGGACACGCAUCAGAAACUUUUUUUUCAUGCCAGACAAGCAUGACAAGUCUCGCAAUCUUCCAGACCCAGACGUUUUUGCAUUUGGUAACGACCAUCGGCAGUGGUACCAAAAGCACCAGGAGGAGCAGGAGAGGAAAGAGCAGGCCAUAGCAAACGGGGAGAUCCUAUCCUGAGUAAAAACGUCCCCAACCCAGAUUUGUCAUGAAAAUCUGCAUGCUAAAAAUGUUGCUCAUGCGGACCGCCAUGGGAAGCAUUUUGUAGUCGUGUUUCGAAAUUUGUGAUGCUCGAGACAGCACAAUGGUCUACGUCUGUGAUGCUGCUGAACGAGCUAAACAGGAUUAAUACACUACGAGGCCAAAACUGUCAUGCGCAACAAGCAAAGCUGGUUGAUUUGGCUAGCACAUGAUUCCCCAUCUUGACUAUGGGGUGGGGGGUUUUGCACAGGAUAAAUCCAAGAGGAAUCAGACGAAUUCGACGAAGUAGAAGAUUAUCCACAUACAAUUUUGCCGUACACAACGUCAACGUUGUACAAAAUUUAUUUUUUGCAAAAAAAAAAUUGCAACAUCUACUGAAAGGCCGACGCUUGUGCUGCUGAAACAAAACGGGUUGUAGACUCUUUUUAUAUCGUGCUGAAAUGGUAAAAACAAGAAUGCAAAGUAAACUUUGUGUAACCGAUGUACGGUAAAUUUCCUCUGGAUAAGGUUGACGGGAUGUCCCCCGAGCCCAGUCCUACGAACCCAGCUAUCACAGGAAAUAAAAGUGUCAACGUUAACGAAAUUUGGCGUGCAGGAUUGCACGACAAAUGCUUCCCCAAUUUGUAUUGCAUAGAACGCAUGAUAGAAAAAAAUUGUCAUGCGUGAUUGCAAUGCCGUAAAUCCGUUAUCCGUUAGCACUUUUCCCUGUGAUGCGAGCGCGUCCGGCGGCAGCGAACUCUGCGGAUUUGAUUCUUAUGCAUUUUUUACACUCUAGGUAGUUGGUUCCUCCGACUAAAAGUGUCAACGUGCUUUGCUGGUUUUUAGUCUACUUUGCAGGCCGUCUACUACAUCUACAUAUUUCUCUUGCAUCACGAGAAAGGUAUCAUGAAGAUGUUAUUGCGCAUUUUGCGUGUUAUGAGAUAGAUUUACACUUCCUUUCGCCUGCUCUAUGUGUAGUUCUAGUUGUGGUUGUAAAAAAUGCUUCGAUAAAAAGAUGAAAAGUAUGUAAAAAUUCUAAAAAUCAAUAUCCACAGAAGUACAAGCUUUCCACUUUUCCCUUUCAUACGCCAAUCCAAUGUAAUGCGGAACGUUAACGCCAAGCAGAGAGCAAUGACGAACCAGAUCAUGAAGCAACAGAGGAUGAAGAUAAAACGAAAACCGACUCUGAAAGCGCUAGACGCAGCGGAAUCGCAGAAACAAGAAGAAAGGAGAAGAAAUGCGGAACUAUUGAAGCGGUGGAUCAUACCACCAAAACACCCCUACAAAAUCGCAUGGGAUUCCUUCAUGGGGAUAGUCAUCGUUUUUUCGGUAUAGGAUUUUCUUUUGAAUCUUAUCUGCGUCACGAUGGUAUGCCCUACAUGUUGAUCCCCUUGCAUUUGUCGUGUCGUGAAUGUGAAGAUACAACAGAAGUCUCAGUAGGCUGCAUGACAAAUGCAGCGUCGAAUGACAGACACAACGAUGUCGAAUCCACUUCACACAGGUCAUCAUAGUCCCCUACCGAAUCGGUUUUGAAGUCACGCCAGACCCGGGUUCCGCGGGCGACGUUUUAGAUUGGUUCGUCGACAUCUUUUUCGCAAUCGACAUCUGUGCGUCGUUCCGGACCGCGUACGUGGAUAAUCAAGGUCAGAUGAUCUCGGAUCUGGCGAAGAUACGGAAGAACUACAUGGCGGGUUUUUUCUGGAUCGACUUGGUGUCUACAAUACCGUUCGACAGGAUAUUCUCUGUUGGAAGAGGCGCGACGCUGAUACGCGUGGUGCGGUUAAUCAGGUUGGCGAAGUUGUUGCGGCUCGUGAAACUCACGAAAUUACUCGACGACUUGCAGGAAAUCGGCAUUUCCCAGCGGGCGUUGAACUCUGUGAUGCUCCUUUCCCAGUUGACGUUUUUGGCCCAUUUACUCGCCUGCGGAUUCUUCUUUCUGUACUUGAGCCAGGAUUUGAAGGGCCAGAACGCGUGUCGCGGGGGUGCGCAGUUCUGCACAAAUAGAGGGGAAACGGACGGCAGUCAAGGGCUGAGAGGAUGGUAUUAUAGGAUUUUGUUUUGUUAUUUGUCAUGUAGUCGAUGAGGUAGUAGAAGCAGAAGGAGUGUCUGCAAUUAUGCGUUGCAUGAAUUACAACUCUCUUCGUCUACUUCAUUCUAUGUGAAUACCGAUCCCAGGUUCGGUGCCCUCGACUCAUUGAUACCCGGAGCCCAAAAUGAAGACUACAUAACAGCACUGUAUUGGAGUUUCACUACCAUGACUAUCCACAGAAAAAAACCCAUCCACAUCGAUUUUUUGCAAGACAAACACAUGAUUUGAUACGUGUUUUGCAUGACAAGUUGGAUGUGGAUGGUUUUUUUUCUGUGGAUAAUGACAACCGUCGGGUAUGGGGACAUAGCGCCCAAAUCAACCGCAGAGAGGAUUUACGGCAUAUUAGUCAUGUUUAUCGGCGGAACGGCAUUUGGUACUUUACAACUAGAACACAUAGUAUGUAGUGAGGUCACGAACGUUCUAAUCUAGCGAUCUUUUUGACACCUCACCUGCAAAACGACCGGCAGUUUUCAAGCGGGCGGAGGUGUUUUUGGACGUAAAAGAUUUCCAUUUAUCAAGCCGGCGGAGCUUUGAAGUCAAACAAGCCCGGUCGAAAACUAUCGAUUCGCACUGGAUAAAACGACGCAGGGGAGCCGGCAAAAGGGGCGCCCUUCUGAGACGGUCACCGCCUUAGUUCCUGGCGGUUUCGGGCGCCCAAAAAGCAGCAGUCCGAAAAAAACAGCAAAUCCGCAUGGUAUGGGCCUCAUUUUGGCCCACAUUCGGGCCCCGCAAAAGACGCCUUCAAAAUCCGCCAUUUCAGAGGCGGACUGAAGGCCAGAAGAUGCUGCAUUUUGACAAAAAAAAACAAAAAUAACAAAGCCCGCCAAAAGCAAAAAGCCAAUCCGCAUGCUAUGGGCCCGAUUUGGGGCUCCGGAGAGGCCGACCCUGGCGCGGGCCCUGGCGGGGCCAUAGCAUGCGGGGAAGGUUUUUCGAUUCGAAACCAAAUGGAGGCCGCCUCUGGAUUGAGAUUUUUAGCGACCGCCGUGCCGCCGUGCAUAACAUUACCCACGAUGGCAUGGUGGGCACAGAAGUUGCGUCCGUUUUUGGUGUGAAGACAAAAAGACCGCCAUGACCUCACUACCUCCGCGGACGCGGCUAUUAUUGGUGCCGUUCUUUGCAGUAUGAUGCAAAGUAACCUUCCAUGACACCAUGCUGCUUAACCUAACGCCCGAUGGUAUCAUGUGGAACAAGGAACACUGUUCAUGAUUCCAUGCGGAGUGAUGUUAUGCACGGUGGAAAAAUAAGAUACUGCGAAGGUCGAGAAAAGCGAAUCAAAAUGCUCGUCUGCAAAUUUUUCAAGUCUCAGGUUACAUCAUCGGCUCCAUUGCCAUAUCAGGAGAGUAAAAGUAGAGGGCCGACCAAAGCAAGAGGGUCGGAGAGAGGUAAAGUGAGAGGGUACGGAGAGGGUCGGGAGAGGGUGCGCCGUAUAGGAACCCGUAUAGCGGCGCUAUACGCGCGCAGAGGGUGGGUAGAGGUUGAGUAGAGGCCAAGUAGAGGGUGGGGGGAGAGGGUGCAGAGGGUCGGAGAGGUUCCACAAUAUAGGGCGACCCUCUAAGUGACCCUCUGCAUCGACCCUCUCCGGGAACCUCUAUUUUAGCUCUCUGCGGACCCUCUCGGGACCUCUUGGACCCUCUCCCGGACGCUCUCCGGGACCCUCUCCGAACCUCUCCCAGACCCUCUCCGAACCUCUCCCGGACCCUCUCCGGGACCCUCUCCCGGACCCUCUACCAGAACCGCCCGCACAGUGAAGCUCGCCCGCCUGCGCGCAGUGCCUGUGUCUUAGAGUAAGAAUAAACAAAGCUGAUAGGGCCUAAAAGUUAAGGUCUCCUCUGCAAGUUUUUCUUUUUUGACUCCAGGGCAGACCAGGGCGGCUGUUCAAAGUGCAUGCGCCGCUCUGCGUCCCCCGGGGGGGGCGCGGCGCCACGCCUUAACGUAGGCGGCCACCUAGGGUGGCCGCAACUUCACACAGUGCCCGCGCGCGGGCAACAGGUGUUGUGUCUUUGUAGCGUCGUGAAAGUGGUUGCGACCAAAGUAGCGAAAGUUUUUCUCUGCCCGUUGUCUCUCGGCGCAAGCAUAGCGCAUUAGGCUUCGCAAGCACAUGCAGGCCCCGCCGCGUGCUCGCUGCCUAACAGGAUUCCAGCUCGCCACCUUUUAGAAGCGGCGUUCCUCCUGUUCAGGGUGCACACCUGCAACAAACCCCCCCUCCAAGAAAGGCCAACAACCUCCGGCCCCGGGCGCUGCUUUUUUCGGAAACAAAGAACGCAGGCCGCGGCGGUAUCGCUGCGUGUGUGCGCUGCGCUUUCUGGGCCAACCCCGUCAGACCAAAAAAAAAAAAUCAAAAUGCUCGUCUGCAAAUUGUUCAACUCUCAGGUUACAUCAUCGGCUCUAUUGCCGCCUCCGGAACAGACAGCAAGGAGAUUUCAAUGAAACCAGUCUACGAUUUCUGCGACAGGCAAGGCCUCUCGGCCGUGAUCCGGACGAAACUCAGGAAGCACAUGACCUUCUACAUGAGCCAGAAGAGCAACUACGAUGAACAAAGUAUAGUAUGUAAGAAGGAGUCUUUUUGUUCUUAUGCGUAGAACUAGAAUGCGAUGCCGAUGCUGAUGUGUGCAUGGUCCAGAACACAAGCAUUCUUGGAAAAAUUUCAUGAACAAACCACAUCUGCAGCCUACCUCCUCGAGCUCCCCGUGCACCUAAGAAUCGAAGUGCUCCUUCACGUGCAUCGAGAAACGCUCUCCACCCUCCGGCUGUUCCGGCCAAGGCUAUUAUACCGGGAUUGGUUUAUCGCCCAUGUAGUCUCCUUGAUGAAGCCCAUGGUGUGUGUCGCGGGGGAUUUGGUUUACUCAAAAGGGCAGAAGGACCCGUACCACAUCUACAAUAUUUUCACGGGCGCGUGCGAGGCAGUUAAUACCGAUACGGACGAGCUGGUACUACUACAGGGCUUUUGUUUACUACUUGUUUGAUCAUGAUCUCGCAUGACGGAUUUAUGUGCUACCGGUCUGUAGCUGACGAAACUGCAUGACAAAUUUUCCGUCAACAUGUUGUAUCAAAACAGGUCGCCGUCUACACGAAGGGUAUGAUCUUCGGUUUGGAGGGCGCUAUUCAGCCAGACGGACACCCAGUUAGCAAAGAAGAGGACAACGGGUACCCAUGGUCAGUAACCGCGCAGCCGCUGAUCGUGCCUGGCACAGACAGGGAAUCAGUCGAGUUAUUCGUUCUGAAACAGGACGUGAUACAGGGACUCGAUGACAACGGGAGCGUCUACUUCCACCCGCUCAAGUAUUGAAAUGAAGAACUAUUGUGAUGCAAUCACUUUUGCUUUGUAGAGCGCAACAUGCACGAAGAUCGAUGUCGUGUCACUACAACUUUUUCGAACUACUCUCGGCCGCUGCAUCAAUAUGCUCGCUGCACGCAUUGAAGGCUUGUUGUGUUCAAACUAUUAUGAAAACACUAUCAGGAAACUGGUCGCAACCGCGUGGAUUUCCCAAAAGAGGAAACCCUAUGUCGAAGAGUUGGAGAAGCGAAAACGAAAAGUCUGCGAGCAUCUAAAAGCGGAAGCAACGAAGAAGAAGAAGGUGAAGCUACCAAGGAGUUACACAAAGUUCACGACGAUCGAGGGUAUCCAGUGCAAAUUAUAUUUCUGGGCCUGGAAGAUUGCAUCUUGUGAUGCUACUCUUGGAUAAUUCCGAGAAAAAUCUGCAUUGCAAGAUCAGCAAGAGGGAUCGAGUUUGUGCUAAUGCUGAGAGGGCAUUUCUGAUGGUGCGGGAUAGGCAACAUCAGGAAGCCCUUGCAAAAUCUGUGAUACUAAGGCAUACAUCACAGACAUCACGUGUCAUGCAAAAUGCGCAUCGCAAGUUUUGAACUUUUCCAAACGCAGACAUAUUUGCACUUGAUAGCGGGCGUGGAGAUCGAAUUCGAAGAUGUCGAGGACAACAGGAGUAAAAAUUCGCUGAUGAAAUCUAUGACCUGCUCAAACGUAGUUACAAUCUCAAACGUUGCAAUAGAGUCUGGAUUUUGUCUUGCAUGAAGAGCAUGAGGAACGCAUGUAGCUUUGCGCCUUUCGCAAUACAAAUUUCGCCGGAUAUCGAUCGGGUUUUUGGUUCCGAAACUUGUCAUGCGAAAACCUAUGGUACGUACUACGGCAGAUCAUGCACUGCCAGCAUCACAGAUCUCCAUAUUCCAUUGUAACGUUUGAGAUAGUAACUACACCUGAGCAAGUUAUAAAAUCGCUAGUGCAAGUCGGCGAUUCCGGCUCAGCCGGCGACGACUACUCACCGGCGUUGUCGGGAACGGGAGGGGGGCAUUUAGCUUCGAGUGGCAGCAUAUGCAUCACAAAAGUAUCUUACUAGUAGUGACUGCAUUACAAAUUUGUUCAGCACAUAGAAAUGCAAUUUGUGAUGCUGAUUCGGCAUAAAAAAGGACAGUUUUCAUGCAUGUUGACGCAUUUGCAAUUGGAAUUACUACGGGCGCGAUACUUUUGCAAUGGAUGCAGCAACGUCGCCGGGGGAUCAUCUCCGGAGGAUCCCGCAAGAGACGCGGGACAGGGCGGAUCCAGUUCCAGCACUACGUUCUUCGCGAACACGCAGGAAAACGCGGGGGAUAGUGGCGGAACGAUGUGGACAACAGCGGGGAACGAGGAUCCAGCGGGCAAUAGCGCUGGCCCAACGGAAGUCGUCGUGGUUGGGCAGCAGGCAGAAAACAACGCCGGGCAGAACGAAGGGGAACACGCGGCGCAGCUGGCGUCAAGUAGCGGGGAGGAGUUAGACCCAGAACCGGUGUUGCUCGGACAAGUGAACCACGGCAGAACGGACCCGGACCCGGGCGGCACAUCUACUGCGGGGAAUGUCGGGUCGCAUGAUCGCUCGAGACAAACGGUUCAGUUUGCGAGUACGGUCGAAGUGCAGCAGAACAAUGGCGACUGCUAUCCCACGAAAAUAACAGUGUUACAGUUAAAUAUUUGUUGUCAAUUCAGCAACACAAAUUUCUCUGCAUGAGAGAGAAAACUUGCAAUGCAGAAAUCCUAAGGGAAAACACCCAUGAAACGAAGCUCCUAUGCAUAUCCGGCAUGACAGAGCUGGUCUGUCUUGCUUGGCCUGCAACACAAUGCGUAACUGUAUACAAUUUUUUCUUGCGAUAGCUGCGGAAUGAACCCUAGUGGAUCUUCAUCGAGCUCGCGGGGGCCGGGGGGAAGCGGUGGGGGAGGGGCGACGGAGUAAAAUAAACAAGCAAACGGCACAACUACUAGAUGGAGACGAGGAGCCGGAAAAGAUCUCAUCGUGUAGAGAUGAUGGAUCAAAAAAGAAAAACCCAAAAAAAUCUUUUUGUAAUUACCCUAUACAAGAAACGUAGUCACACAACUACUACACAUCAAGUCACUUUAUUUAUUUGAUUUCGGACAACUGUUUAUUGCGUAUCAUCAAAUUAUACAAAUGCAAACUUGAAUCAUCUUUGAGUAUUACAAUUUAAUUUCACCAGAGCUGCAGCGGAAGUUGUUGCAAAUAAUGGGUGCUAGUACUACAACGCGCAAGUUGCAGUGCAGCUUGAGGUCCACUCACAAAAGAGAUUCAAAAUCUCAACGGAAGAACCAAGUCCGUGCUAUUAAGUAACUCCUCAUGUCAGAUUCAAAAUCUGCAGGAGCUGGUCUUUCGAACUGGCGGCCAUGGUCGGUCGCGCUUGCAACUGUGUUGUGCGCCAUUAGUCACCAGCAAGAAGGAGCUGAGUGGUCCAUUAAGCAGGAGGAGAAAUAAAUGUGUAUAACAGUUUUAUUUUUAGUGCGCGUCGUGGCCAAGUAUACUCAAACUCAAUAGCUUUUACACUAGUUUUCAGCAAGAAGUUGUCUUAUGUUCAUGUAGUUGAUUGCAUUUGCUUUUGCUCCAACAAAAUCAAAAAAAGAAAGAGAAGCAACUGCAAGCCGAGCAAAUGCAAUUGCAAGUGGAGAUGAUAAAUAACAUUUGCGAUGCGAUCUUUGUUGGUGGUGCAACAACAAAUACAGACGGCAUGAUGUACAGAAGUUUUUUUCAUUUUGCUGCUAUGCUGAGGCGGUAAAGAUAGCAUGAAAAUGAUAAAGCGAUCUUUUACGCAGCGGACCGAAUUAUUUAUAUCGACGCACCUACUAUACCCGUUAUCGUUAAGCUUAAGAAGGCAGAAGAUUUCAUCUCUGUUUACUUCCACGUUGAAUUAUUCAGCAAAUUUAAGGCUCCAUCCGCAUCCCUACCAAAUUUGUACUCUGUUGCUUCUAGGUAGUCCCCUUGUAGCAAGCAAGCUUCGCGCCCCCGCCUAUGAGUAUAAACCAGAAAUAAUCCACCACUCUGACUAGAUUCUUGGAUGCUCAGGGCAAUCAGUCAAUUGUGUCCAUCAAAAAGGUAAGAAGACUCGAACUCAUUUGCCGCAUAUAGAUCCAUAUAUUAUGACUCGCAAGAAAAAGAAUUAUACGUCACAAACUUAUUGUGCCGCCGUGCUGCUGGUCUUCAUGCUCUUCAAUGUCUGCUGAGAAAAUCCUUGACAGAAGCACUGGACUCAGCACAAAGAAAGGAGGACUAUAGACAAAGUCAGCACAAAAAUGUCACACUUUAGAAGUUCUAAUCAAAAGCAUUUACAUCUAGUAGGGCUACUUUAAUUAUUCACUUCGACGCUUAAGAACGUGCAGAAGAUGCACUGCUAUAGUUUGAGGAUUACACAUCAAUCGCAGAUUUUUCGCAUUGAGAGAACAUGUAACACCUAUCCUUCAUUCAGCCGAAAUGGCAGCAACAAAAUUGAUGAUUUUAGAAAUUUUGAUUGACAAAGAACAACAGGAUAAAUUUUUACUUCUCUGAGCUCGGAACAAAGAAGAUUAGAUUCUAUAUCGGUGUAAAAACAUCAUAAAGUAGCAACCAAGAAGGGGGGCACGAUGUCGACGGUUAUUCUCUCCUGGAGGUGCAGUAGAAGAGGAUAUGCUUUUUAAAACAGUUUUUUCCUAAAACUCAGGAGAAGAAGCAUGAAGCAGAUGUUGAAGUAGGUUGCUGUCUAGUAGAA
Molecule: messenger RNA, 21239 nt
Organism: Amoebophrya sp. A120
Lineage: Eukaryota; Dinophyceae; Syndiniales; Amoebophryaceae
Source: the annotation of a GenBank genome assembly